Messenger RNA from Periophthalmus magnuspinnatus, 7122 nucleotides. It is a transcript of the gene map3k2, whose product is annotated as mitogen-activated protein kinase kinase kinase 2. The transcript has 17 exons. The record is from RefSeq and is a predicted model, not a curated record. NCBI's taxonomy places the organism in Eukaryota, Metazoa, Chordata, Actinopteri, Gobiiformes, Gobiidae. Gene Ontology annotation, biological process: protein phosphorylation. Bases 414 to 2333 code for a protein of 639 amino acids. Gene Ontology annotation, molecular function: protein kinase activity; ATP binding; protein binding.
ACUUUUAUGCUCUUAUUUUGGUGUUACUUCUUCCAGUCGUAAAUGUCAUGUCAGCUUGACGCAGCUGGAGCCAGCGCGCAGCGAAGCUCCACAGUCACAAACAAGGCACAAAAGUGCAUCCAAAUGAGCGCUUAGGUCCCACUGCAGCCCCACAAACCCCUGACACUCGGCUGGACUUGUCGGGACCCCGCUGCGGCUCUGUCCUGGAGGAUUAUAGCCGGGUCUGAGCGUCCACGGCUGGGCCUCUUCGUCGUGGCCCAGCGGGACUCGAGUGAAGUUCGGGGCCAAACUUCUGCUUCUGUGUGCGGCUGUGUGCGCCUCUGUCCGCGGGGCCCGGGGCCUCUGUCACCGGCCCUGUGGAUGAGGGAUUAACACGCAAACCCACACAACAUCCAGGAGACAGGAUCCCGUUGAUGGGAGACUCCUCUGUCCUGGAGUCCUGGGUCAACCGCCGUUCCACAAUGAUGGAUGAGCAGGAGGUGCUGAAGUCAAUCAUGCAGGACUUGGCUGAACUGCACCGCUCCAGCCGACCUGCCAUGUUCCUAUCAGACCUGGGCAAACCCAAGGCCUCGUCGCCCAAAAACCAGAAUGACGUUCGGGUAAAGUUUGAGUUCAAAGGGGAGAAGAGGAUUCUACAGUUUCCUCGACCGGUCAAACUGGACGAACUCCGAGACAAAGCGAAAGUGGCUUUUGGUCAAAACAUGGACCUUCACUACACCAACAAUGAGUUGGUGAUCCCACUGACGACGCAGGACGACCUGGACAAAGCUGUGGAGCUGCUGGACCGAAGCGUUCACAUGAAGAGCCUGAAGAUUCUCCUAGUGCUGCACUCCCAGAAUUCCUUGUCAAACAUGGAGCUGCUGCCGUCUCAAGAGGAGCUGGACAACACUGGCUUCAGAGGCACAGACAAAAACAUGCUCGCGCUCAUCGGUUCCCAGUCAGACCGCAGCUCUCCUCCUCCCGGUUACAUUCCCGAUGCUCUCCAGCAGGUGGCGAGAAAUGGCUCUUUCACCAGCAUCAACAGUGAAGGAGAGUUCAUCCCUGAGAGCAUGGACCAGAUGUUGGAUCCUCUCUCGAUGAGCAGUCCGGAGAACUCUGCGUCUGGAAGCUGUCCAUCACUAGACAGUCCACUCGACAGUGAUUACCCAAAGUCAAGGAUGCCACGAGCACAGAGUUACCCAGACAACCAUCAAGAUUUCCCAGAGUACGACAUCCCGGUGUUUGAGAAAUCAGGGAAAGGAGGCACGUAUCCACGGCGCUACGGUGUUCCCUUUAGCCCUCAAGACUACAGUGACGGGAGGAAGACGUUUCCUCGAGCUCGGAGGACACAGGUUCAUGGCUUCAGGUCUCCAGUGAGUUUCAGCCCCACAGACCAGUCCCCGAGCACCAGCAGCGGAAGCAGCGUGUUCAGCCCCGACGCGGAGGACGGCGCCUCCCGCAGGACACGCAGAGGAAGUGACAUUGAACCCAAUACAAGCGCCGCCCCCACACUGUCAGUCAUGGACAUCAGCCCACCCAGCCGCUCUCCUCGCGCACCCACAAACUGGCGCCUGGGGAAGCUGUUGGGUCAGGGAGCAUUCGGUCGUGUUUACCUCUGCUACGACGCAGACACCGGGAGAGAGCUCGCUGUGAAGCAGGUGCAGUUUGACCCUGACAGCCCCGAGACCAGCAAGGAGGUGAGUGCUCUGGAGUGUGAGAUCCAGCUGCUGAAGAACUUGUGCCAUGAGCGGAUAGUGCAGUACUACGGCUGCCUGCGUGACUCCAUGGAGCGCACUCUCUCUAUCUUCAUGGAGUACAUGCCGGGGGGCUCGAUAAAGGACCAGCUGAAGUCAUACGGUGCACUGACAGAAAACGUGACACGGCGCUAUACCCGACAGAUCCUGGAGGGGGUGUCGUAUCUCCACAGCAACAUGAUCGUGCACAGGGACAUCAAAGGAGCGAACAUCCUGCGAGACUCUGUGGGGAACGUGAAGCUGGGCGACUUUGGGGCGAGUCGUCGUCUUCAGACCAUCUGUCUGUCGGGAACAGGGAUGAAGUCGGUCACCGGGACGCCAUAUUGGAUGAGCCCGGAGGUGAUCAGCGGAGAAGGCUAUGGCCGCAAAGCAGACAUCUGGAGCGUGGGCUGCACCGUGGUGGAGAUGCUCACACAGCGCCCCCCGUGGGCAGAGUUCGAGGCAAUGGCAGCCAUCUUUAAAAUCGCAACUCAGCCAACGAACCCGGUGCUCCCUCCGCACGUGUCCGAUCACUGCAGGGAGUUCCUCCGGAGGAUCUUUGUGGAGACCAAACUGAGGCCCUCUGCUGAUGACCUGUUGCGCCACAUCUUUGUACAUUAACAUUGACUUUGACCUUUGACCUUUGACCUGCAGCCUGCCCCGAGCCGCCUUACUCCCACAGCGCCCCCUAUGGACUAGGAGUCGCUACUGUCAGGAGGAGGUGCCUCUGCUACAGGCCUGUCACAAUUCGACUAACAAUGAUAAUUAUCCAAUAAACUUUAAGUCUUUAUACCCCAAAGAAAUAAUCCGUUAAAAAAGUUGUGGGUUGGGACAGACAUCUUUAAAGAUGUUGGCUACGUUUACACGCACACCAAAAAUCCAAUCAUAAUUUCUGGAGUUGCCAUUUAAGUUCUAUCUUAUGUGAGUUAUCUGAUUUCUUUGAGCGUACACACUGUGCAGGUUUUGAUGAGGAAAAUUAUGCAAAAAAUCGGUAAACCCAUGCGGUAAAAACAAAACUGAAAGAGGAAAUGUUCAAGAUUGAAAGAACUAUUUAAAUUCAUGGUAGUUUGUCUUCCAAAUUCAACAGUUACUGAUCCACUGGCAUGUGUCAUCAGGUGUUUUUGAUGAUCAGAUGUCUCUUGUGCUGUAAACACCAAAAUCAGAUCUAAGUAUUGGGUUAUCUGAUUACUCUAGAUACCAGAUUUUUACUGGCCAUGUAUAUGCACCCUCUGUCCCUAUCCUGCAGUUAUCUACGGACUACAACACGUUUAGGGCCAAAUGCUCAUAAAACCAACUAAUGUGUCUCUGUUGCCCCCUAGUGACUGGUAUGAUUGUGACAGGCCUGUAUUCCCUCGUCUCUGUUUGUCUGAGACCGCCAUAGAGAAGAUAUUUUAAGAUAUUUUUGACUUUCUUCGCACCUUAAUUUUAGACCUGGAGGAGUUUCACACUUCUCCAGAAAAAUCAGAAUCUCCUAAAUGUUUGUUUUGUAUUUUGUCUUUCCUCUCUCGUCGUUGCGGACCUACAGUUUGUGUGGCCGUUAAAUCCAGAAUGUAAACUCCUUAAAAAUCUAUAGCUGCUAAAAAGGAGUCGACCAGAUAGGAAAUAAGGGGGUAUUAUAGAAGGAAAACUCUUUGUUGGUGUCGGAACAUUAAAGGGCCCAUAUUACACUAUUUUCUGAUCUAUGUUAUAAUGUUGUUUCCUGGAGUUGUGUUUUUGUUUCAUUCACACAUGUUUAACACACAAAUCCUGCAUAUUUAAGCUGAGUUCUUCUCUCAGACUGAAAACACUCUGUUCCACCUUGUGAUGUCAUAUGUGGUGAUACAGGAAGUGUUCCAAUGUCUUUUUAAACUCCAUACCUCUUCACUAUAAUCAUUUGGAUGACUUCAGACUUGGAAUUGUCAAUCUCUACUGAACAAAAGGUAAAAGGUAGCUGCUAAUUUGAAAACUACCACUACCAUGACCUCACAAGGUGGAACACAGCAUUUUGAGCUUUGGAGAGACAGACAAAUGAUGAAGGAGUACUCAAACAUGUGUGAAUGAAACAAAACACAACUCCGGGUAUGUUUUUGAGGCAUUAUAACAUGGCUUAAAGCUCUCAAGAGUCAAUUUUGUGUAAUAAAGGACCUCUACAUAUUGGUACUUUUAGAUGCCCACAAAUAGGAUUCCCUGUUUAAUAUGCCCCAAGCACUCCUGUAGAAAUCACAAAUCACUGUUUUAAGCUUAUCACUUUUGAUGGACGCGUUACUAGAACUGGAAUGGUUGCCUGGGUGAAUAUUUGCAUUACUAGAAAUGUAUUUUAUAUAUAUAUAUAUAAGUAAAAAAAAAUGUUCACAAGGUUUUGGCCACAACUAAUAUUAAUGCCGACUUGAGGCACAGGCAGUGAGGAAUAUCUUUGAACCACUGCAAAUAGUUAAAAAUGAACUAGUUCUGUUUUCACAUUUCAAUCAGGUACAGCUUUUUUUAAAUAGGUACUGUACUUUGGUUUUGUUUACUAUAAGGUACUUGAUAAUGCUAGAUACCCAUUUGUAAAAAGGUUACUACUAAAGAAACUAAGAACUAAGCAAUGUACGAGCGCAAAUCUAAACCAAGGUCACUAUCUUGCUAUUAAAGCUACAGAACCUGAUUUUCAAACCAUAAAAGAAGAAAUUGGUCAAAUCUAAAAGUUUGAAUGAAACAAAACACAACUGAAAUUAUGUCUUUGAGGAGGCUAUUAUCUCACAAUUGUAAAAUAUGCUUAAAACAUGACCUCUGGUGACUCAAAUAAAUAUUAUGCAAUGGUACUUGAAGAAAUCUUGAUCAAAAAGUAAUGCCUCAGCUCUAGACGUACUGAAAAGUGUUGUCGGCCAUCUUGGAUCCGCUCCAGUUCUAGUUACCAUCCCUCCUUCCUCUCCACUUCCUGCUUCUUCUUCCUCGCACUCUUUCUUUGUGCCUUUUUCUGUUAUUUCAAAUGCAGUGUUCAAAUGUAAGAAUGCGUCUACAGUUUUGCCUCCUGGAUUUAAAGUUGCACUGUGUAACUUUUCUGGUGGAUGGUGCCCCAAAUGCUAGUCUCCAUAGAGAUGUCAUUAUUUUGUCUAGAAUGUUUUGCAGUGUAGAAUUAAUCUUUUAUAAUGUGUUUUUAAGGUAUUUGUCAACAAUUAACACACCUGUAAUUGACUAAAUGCAAGAUGGAUGAUUAACGUCCUACUGUGGAACAUUCCAGGCAUAGCAGUAACAUUUCCAUGGAAACAAGCAGCUGAUGGAUCUGCUGCCAGAAAAGUUACAUAGUGUGUCUUUAAUAAAAACAACUGCCUUCGCACCGUUUUGCCCGGUUACAGCUGACCUCCACUCAGCUUAAAACUGCUACUUCUGCCUUCAAAACAAAAUAUACCAAUAACACUUUGCCUUUUGCGAUACUUGGAAGGAAACAGUUCAUUUUAAACUUGAUCAUAUCUUAAUAACUGUACAAAACAAUUUUAAACACAUCAGUGGACAGGAAGUUGAAAGCUGAUUGGCCGUUUUUUUUCUGGCUGCGUGACGCUUUUGUCCAAUAAGAACCCUGUAUUGAAUGAUAUACAAGGUACUACACGCUACGACUGUUCAAAUUGUCUUUAUUUUGACAUAGGGCUGGGCAGUCUCAAAGAAGCUCCAUCCUCCUUACAUUUGGACCUGUUUUGUGCACUUAUUAAAUGUAAUCAACUAAUAAUGGCCAAGUUAAAGCUACCAUCUGUAAGUUUAUUUGACAAAAACAAAGAAAAUGAUGGGGCUAGCCAGGAUGCUGAUAGGUGUGAAAUCACUCAUUAGGGGUUUGAAUGAUUACGCUAAGUAGGACUCGGGCACAGUUAGCUCCUCCCUUCAAAUAGAUAUAAGGCAGUGUCCACCAGUAAUCUGAAGAAGCGGCUUGGAGGAGCAGCGAAACGUCUUCACUCCUACGUUUUAUCCAGUUGACAGAUUUUAUAUUUUUCUUUUAGUAUGGAUCAUACCUGUACGACUGAGUGAUUACACAGACAAGUUUAUUUGUUGUUUUUUUUUACCAUUAAUAUGUCUGAUGUGAAACCUGUUCCCCUCCCAUCGCCUGGCUCCUCCCCCCUCCUCUCUCCUGGCCUUUGUUCCGGCUCACCUGUGCUCUCUACUUUUCUUCUGUCAGACCAAAGCUGGCACAUAUCAGACAGCAUCUAGUGGUGAUAUGUGAGACAGGGCCAAUCUAAUUACACAUGGUAGCUUUAAUGGUUCAGUCUAAUUGUCCAAAAAUAUGCAACAAGUUGGAUUUUGCAAUAGUAAUAUAACUGUCAGAAAAAAGCUGCUCUUAAAUAGUAAUAUACACCAGCUUGCCCAGCCCUACUCUGUCAGCUACUUUUAACAAAAUCGCUCCAAAAAUGACUUAAACCGUGAACACUCCUUUAUUUUAAGCUGAUUCACCUAUGCACCCCUCUGUCACAGCUCGCGUUCAUAAAACUGUAUUGAGUUUUUUAUAUUGCAGAGGAUAGCGCCCUCUGUUGGCACUGGUUAAACCUCGAUACCAUUAUGCACUAUCACUAUAAUGCUUUGAUUCCUCCACUUUUCCUUUGCACAUUUUUUUAUUUUUUGGUACGGAUGAGUUGUAUGUACGAUGUAUUAACUUUUAAAUUCAAUUGCAUCACUUGUUUAGGCUAGAUCUUGCCUUUUAUAACAAUAUUGUCCUCAAGAAAAGAUGGAUUUUAUGAAUGUAUAGUGUUAAUUUCACCAUACAAUUGCCUGAUUCUGAAAAUUGCCAUGACAAAACUGUUGGUUCAAGUUCUCAAAUGUUUUUUUGUGAAUGAGUGUGUCCCAUAGGCUGUUUAAAACAAAGAGAUGGUGACUAAGCCAGAACAGAACCGGGACUGCACUGAAACUACUCCAGGAUUUCACUGGGACUAAACCAUGACUAAACAAAGAUUAAACCUUGGAAUUAACUCAGACGACAAGACUGAAUCAGGACUAGACCAGGACUAGACCACUAUAAGGAAUUAGGCUAUAAGGAAUUCUAAACAGUCUAUGGCAUGUGAAUGCAUUUUAUCUGUAGGAACUGAAAUUAUGAAAAGUAAUUAUUAAAAAAAAAAAAAAAAAAAAAAAUCUGUACAGAUGUAAAAAGACAAAUUGUACCCUCUUUUGUUUUUUAAAGAAAAGUAUAAAUCUGAUGUUGUGUCUUGUAUGAGAAGCCAUUUAUAAUUCUGAUUGGUUUGUGACCAAUGCACCUGUUUAUAUGAUCUGUAUAUCAGUGGUACGCAUAAUUUUUUAAUAUAUAUUUUUAUUUUCUUUUUUUAAACGGGAGGUUUAUGCACGACACGAUGCAGAGGUGGCAUUUAACGGUUAAAUGCUGUUUUUUGUUUUCCGUUUUGGCAGAAGUCUGGAGGAUUGCUAUGUGUCCAAAAUGACGAUUACAAUGGAAACAAUAAAUAUAUUUAUUUGCAAAUAA